CCAAAAAGUUUGUAGAAUACGAAGAAAUCACGUGACCUGUCACAACUCCGUUCAACAUGGCGGCGACCGUCUCUGCUUUUCAUCGAAGCAGGCAAGGCUCUAAAAUCGGUGCCCAGUUCGACCAAGACGGCAACCUUAUUCAGGUGGAGGCCCGGGAAGAUGAAGAGCAGAGCAUCAAACUGGCGGAGAUCCUGGAGCUGCUUUUGGCUGCCGGAUAUUUCAGAGCCCGCAUUAAAGGACUGUCCCCUUUUGAUAAGGUGGUCGGCGGGAUGACAUGGUGCAUCACCACAUGUAACUAUGACAUUGACGUCGAUCUUCUUUUUCAAGAAAACUCAACCAUCGGUCAGAAAAUUGCAUUGACUGAGAAGAUUGUGUCUGUUUUACCAAAAAUGAAAUGUCCUCAUCAUCUGGAGCCCCAUCAAAUCCAAGGACUGGAUUUUAUCCAUGUUUUUCCAGUAAUACAGUGGCUGGUGAAGCGAGCCAUAGAGACCAGAGAGCAAAUGGGCGACUAUGUGAGGGCUUACUCCAUAUCCCAGUUCCAGAAAGCUUACAGUUUUCCAGAGAAUGAAGACUUUUGUCAAAAAGGCAAAGCAGUGGGAGCAGUUUCUGAUUUGCUGGAAGUAUACAAACCACAGAGAAAAUACAGAAGGCAAAAUGAUGCAGGGGAAUUACUGGAUGAGGAGUCCAAGGUUCACUCUACAUUGCUGGAAUAUGGCAGGCGUCAUGGAUUCAGCAAACAAGACAAGCUGGAUGACAAAAAAGCUCUUUCAGCUAAGGACCAUGUGACAGAGGUGUCAGAGGAAGAAGCUAUGUGGGCAGCGGAGGAGGUACGGAUUAAAAGCUUGAUAACCGGAAUGGCUGCCAUGGCUGACGAAGAGGGCCAACUGACUGCCAGCACACUUGGUCAUAUAGUUGGACAACAGUCUGAGGAGAUCAAACUCAUCGCUUCUGAGUAUGCUGUGAAGCACCUGGAGAUAUCCUCCGAGGACUUUACGGAGCGCUAUGGCCCAUUGCACCAGCACCUCCGAGCUGUAGCCUCUCUCAACAAACAGAUGCAGCAGAAGAAGAACCAACUUGGGGAGCUACAAACCAAUCAUGCAGAAGUAAAGAAAGGUUGUAACAAGGCGAAGAAAAAGUUGCUCGAGGCAACAGAGCAAUCUGAGAGACUGAAAAAGGAACUGAUUCAUUUUCAGGACAUCGAAGGUCAAGCUGACUGCAGCAUGUUGGAGAAGCUGAGGGAUCUGGUAACAAUGAAUGACACUUUGAAAGUGCAAGAGCAGGAGUUCCGUACACACUGCAGAGAUGAGAUGGCCCUCCUGCAACAGAGCAUUGAGGAGUUGAAGACUGCAUCUGGGCAGGGUACAGAGGAGGAGAAGGAAAGGAAUCAAUUGAUACACAAACAAUAUAAUACAGACAGAGACAAACUACAAAAGAUCCGGCUGCUCAUGGCUCGGAGGAAUCGUGAGGUUGCCAUUUUGCAGAGAAAAAUUGACGAAGUGCCGAGUCGUGCAGAACUAACACAGUACCAGAAGAGAUUCGUUGAACUGUAUAGUCAAGUUUCUGCCACACACAAAGAGACCAAACAGUUCUUCACACUGUAUAAUACCUUAGAUGACAAAAAAGUUUACCUUGAGAAGGAGGUAAAUUUGCUGAACUCCAUUCAUGACAACUUCCAACAGGCCAUGUCAUCCUCAGCAGAUAAGGAACAGUUCCUCAGACAAAUGGAGCAGAUUGUGGAGGGAAUCAAACAGAGUCGCAUCAAGAUGGAAAAGAAGAAGCAGGAGAACAAAAUGAGGAGAGAUCAGCUCAACGACGAGUACCUCGAGCUGCUUGACAAACAGAGACUGUAUUUCAAAACUGUCAAAGAUUUUAAAGAGGAAUGUCGCAAGAACGAAAUGCUGCUGUCUAAGUUGAGAGCGAAAGGAGCAUCUUAGCUGGAAAGGGUUUGUUUCUAUAAAAAUACUGUGCGUCAUCUGUGUAAACUCAUUUAAUGAGUACUGAUCUACCAUUCAGUAUUUGUUUUUCAUGGAUCAUAGUGUUAAACAUGCAUAUGAACUAAAAACUAUUGAGUCAUAUAAAUGAAAAAAAAACACCAUACAGUGGAUCGCUUUAAGAAUGAUUCUAUUAGUGUUUUCUGUCAAUUGUACAUUCAUGUCACACUCAUACUUUACAAUGGUCGGGGCCGCUGAAUAAGAUUUCACCAAGAAGACAAAUACAAUUAACAUGUGUUAGGUCUUGUAUUUCAGUCAUUAGUGGUAGGAUCUCCUACUUCUACUACCCUUUUCAGCUUAACCUUUUUUCUUUUUUUUUUCUUCAAAUAUUCAACUUGCUCCACAGCAUGCUAAAUUCUUAGUUGCUGUUUUCAUGACACUUCUAUGUCCAGAGCUGCAAAUUAAUAAGUCUCUAACUGUCAGGCUAAAAUAUUGUCAUAAGUGUAAAAAUAAGUGACUCUCUAAUAAAGUGGAGGAUAAAAAUG
Messenger RNA from Nerophis lumbriciformis (worm pipefish), 2476 nucleotides. It is a transcript of the gene ccdc93, whose product is annotated as CCC complex scaffolding subunit CCDC93. Gene Ontology annotation, biological process: Golgi to plasma membrane transport. NCBI's taxonomy places the organism in Eukaryota, Metazoa, Chordata, Actinopteri, Syngnathiformes, Syngnathidae. The record is from RefSeq and is a predicted model, not a curated record.